AUGUGCAAGAGGAGCCCCGCCUUCCACAAGAAGUGGCAGAGGAGGUGGUUCGAACUGCGCGGCAACGUGCUCGUCUACUUCCGUGACGUCAAGGACAAGUCGGAGGCGUGUGGAUCGAUCAUGCUCAACAACCACUUCGAGGUGGUCGACGGCCAGGACAACGAGUUUGCGCUCAAGAUGAUGAAGAGGACCUACAUCCUCCAGGCCCCAACUGAAAAGGAGAAGACCGACUGGAUGAACAUCCUGCAGCGCGCCAAGCAGCUGCCCGAGCCUUGA
Molecule: messenger RNA, 276 nt
Organism: Acanthamoeba castellanii str. Neff
Lineage: Eukaryota; Discosea; Longamoebia; Acanthamoebidae
Product: PH domain containing protein
Exons: 3
Coding region: 1-276 (91 amino acids)
Source: RefSeq, a predicted model, not a curated record